Messenger RNA from Morchella sextelata, 486 nucleotides. RefSeq lists its product as uncharacterized. The transcript has a single exon. The coding region runs from base 1 to 486 and encodes 161 amino acids. The record is from RefSeq and is a predicted model, not a curated record. Lineage: Eukaryota; Fungi; Ascomycota; Pezizomycetes; Pezizales; Morchellaceae.
AUGUCUGCUAAGACCACCAAAACCGGCAAGCUUCCUGCCAAGCCUCGCGCCAAGCGCACCCGGGCUGCCAAGCCUGCCGAAAUCGCCGAGAGUUCUAAAACCGCUGAACUUUCCGCCAAGUCUUCCGAGACCGCCAAGCCUGCCGAUUCAGACACCCCUGUCGCUUCCGCCAAGCCUCCCGCCAAGCGCACCCAGGCUGCCAAGGUUUCCAAGACCGCUGAGAGAUCUAAAACCGCCGAGCUUUCCCCCGAGCCGGCUGCCAACCCUUCUGAUUCCGGCACCCCUGCUGCCAAGCCAACCGAUUCCGUCGAGCCGGCUGCCAAGCUUUCCGAUACCGCCGAGCCGGCUGCCAAGCUUUCCGAUUCCGGCACCCCUGCUGCCAAGCCUUCCGAUUCCGCCGAGCCGGCUGCCAAGCCUUCCGAUUCCGGCACCCCUGCUGCCAAGCCCUUCCGAUUCCGCCAAGACUCGCCCAAUUCAGUAUCAUGA